AUGGUGCAUCCACUCAUCUACAACACACCUGAGGAGAAGAAAAAUGCAGCUCGAGUUUACAGAAGGAUGUACUAUGAAAGGAAGAAAGAGGAAAUCAGCGUCAAAAUGGCAGCCAAGUACCAAGCCAAAAAGAUGGCCAGCCAAAUCAUGGACUCUGGUGGGGCAUCUGGCAUAGAUAUUUCCAGUCCUCCACAUCAUGACUCAUCCUCCGCCUCAGGACGACACAUGCAAACUCCGCCAAAGUUAUCCUGCUUAACCAACAUUCAUGUCACGAAACUUUCACGCCCUGUAAUUUGUAAUGUCGAUGACGCUGAGGCAAGCCUACUGAUCUGUUCGAUAUUCAACACACUAUACACGCAAAUGAUUCGGGGCCCCGGGGACCAACAGAUUGUCCUUGCAAUGCUUUCAGUUCGCCUGGAAGUACUUGAGUCUAUUCAGGAAUAUGUACAGUUAUGCCAUGGGGGGAAGUCUCGUUUCUCCGCUGCAAUCACGGAGCGUCUCAGCAAUUUGUCCUAUUGA
Suillus discolor is the source of this 519-nucleotide messenger RNA. RefSeq lists its product as uncharacterized. The record is from RefSeq and is a predicted model, not a curated record. The transcript has 5 exons. The coding region runs from base 1 to 519 and encodes 172 amino acids. NCBI's taxonomy places the organism in Eukaryota, Fungi, Basidiomycota, Agaricomycetes, Boletales, Suillaceae.